Penaeus chinensis is the source of this 4049-nucleotide messenger RNA. RefSeq names its product integral membrane protein 2B-like. NCBI's taxonomy places the organism in Eukaryota, Metazoa, Arthropoda, Malacostraca, Decapoda, Penaeidae. The record is from RefSeq and is a predicted model, not a curated record. Gene Ontology annotation, biological process: negative regulation of amyloid precursor protein biosynthetic process. Gene Ontology annotation, molecular function: amyloid-beta binding. Gene Ontology annotation, cellular component: extracellular exosome; Golgi apparatus; plasma membrane.
AUUAUUGCAGAGUAGUGGCACAGUCAGUGUCGGGACUUUGUGUCGCGCGUUGAUAUUUUCCGAGUGGAACCAAGAUGACGAUCGUCACGAAGCCUAACACCAAGCCAAGUACCGAGAAAAAGGCGGAGAAGACUUUGGGGAAGCCUCUAGUCGCCAACGAAACCCCGAUGACUCGGUUCCGUGGCUGGUGUGGAAUCCCCUACGAACGUGAUGCCCUUCAGCUGAUUCCAGAGAGUUUCCCCGUUGACGGCAACGCCAAGACGCCCAAGGAUGCAUCCAUACCAGGGGAAGGUGGACAUCUGGAUGAUGCAGAGUAUAUUGAGCUCGCAGAUGAAAUAUAUGCCGUGGAAACAGAGUCAGAGCCAGAGCAAGUUAUAGAGUCAGAGCCAGAGCCAGUUUUAGAGACAAAGCCAGAGUCAAGCGAUACAAGAUCCGAUACUCCGUACGUGGGAUACCCAGAUAUGAACCUCUUCAAAGAAGAAUUUGAACUUGAUCUUGAUGAGGAGAGCUUUGAGCAGAUCCAUGUACCUGACUUCGGCUUUGGUCGCCAAGGAAGGUUCAUUCAUGACUUCAAGGCAAACAAAACUGGAAUCAUUGACUUCACCUCCAAACGUUGCUUUGUGAUGCCUCUUGACCGCAAUCACGUUCUGCCUCCAAGAACUGUGUUUGACCUUGUGAAGAAGAUGUGGAUGGGUUACUACAACAUUGACACAGAGGUAGUGCGUGAAACCAUGCGUGUGGUUUACCCACCAGUUGAGGACUACGAUUCAUUGGGAAUGUACAUUGCCAAGGACUGUAUAAAUUACCCUACCUACCGAUUAGAACGAGUUUACACCCCAGAACUCAAGAAGCGUAGUGUAGAUGCCCAGAACCAGGAGCAGAUUCAGCUGGUUGAGUUUGCUGGCAAGAAGAUCAUCCAGUAUGUCAUUACAGAUCCUCAUGAAGAUAGCCAACAGUGAGGCUCUCCUUUGAUUCAAUAAGUGACUGGAAAAAUUGUCAGUCUUGCUGUCCCUGCACUCAGGCAGUUAAGGAAAAUAAUUGUGGACAAAGCCUAGUGUGAAGAAAAUAAGAAGACAAGGCUUUUAUUUUGAGAAUGGAGUAAUGAAACCCCAUAGUUACAGGAUUUGCUUUUCACGGUAUGGCUUUACAAAUGGGUAGUGAAAGAUGACUAGAAACUGGUAUUGUAUUAACUCAUUUUUGUUGCAAAAAUAUUCAAUUACUCAAUAAUGAGGCUUAAAAUAUCUGAUUAAGUGAUAUACAAAAGAGGUACCCUUAUAAGAUUUACCAGAAUUAUGCUAGAAUGGUUGAAGAAGGUUAGUGAGUGUGGAGAUAAUUAAAUUCCCAGAUGUUCUGAUGAGUGAAGAGAAGCAUACUCAACAUCACCUUUUUGGAGAUGAGGUAGGACUAUGUUCAGGGAAUAUCCUAUUCCUUAAAAUCCUCUGAUCAGAUGUUUAAAAUUCUACAGGUGAUUAAUAUACCAACAUUAUUUUCAAGUUGCUCAUAUUACAAGUAUUAGGUUAUAAAUUAGAAAUGAUAUAAUCGCUCUUACUUGAGAACAAGUUUGUGGUUGAUACCAUUUUGGUCUUACUGCCAUAUAUUUAUUAUUACGUGUUCAUUAACCAAAAAAAGAAAAAAAUAUAUGUGACUAGUCAGUCUGAAGCUCACUGAUGCACAUCUACCAAAUCAGUGAAAUCUUCAUGCAUUUGAAAUUUUGUAUUAUUGAUUUCUUAUUAUGUAAAGACAGAUGCAUAGAUGAAUAUUGGAUUGUUACAUUAAUUUUCAAAGUACAAUAAGCACUUCUGUUUUUCUGUUACAUUUAGUUGCAGUUAAAAAAAAACUGCCAUUUAGUUCAAUUGUGUUUACUUGUUUCAUUUAGUUUUCUUUCUUGAUGCUGUAGGAUGUGGGUGAAUUAUUUUUAAAACUUGGUUAUAAAAAAAAGAAAACAGGGUUUAAGUAAAUAAAGUACAACACUUAUUUAAAUUCUAUCUUUAGUGUAAUGCCAGUCUUAUUUUAGAAGGGGAAAAAUUAUAAAUUAAUUAGAUUAAAUAUUCUGUAUUGCCAGUGACAGGAUUUUAUAAUGUGCAAUGGAGUGGUUGGCUUUAACCAUGAGUGUUGGUUCAGUGAUUAUUUGGGUUAUUAAUAAGAAUUUUGUGUAAGUCUAUGUAGUGCCAUUAUUGUUGUAUUCAAUAUAACUGGUUUUUAUUUACUUUUAAGAUGAUGGAGCUAUAUAUAUAAAUGUUCUACUGCUCCAUUUCAUGUGUUAUCUCAUAAUAAUAUGGACAUAUUUACAACAAGUUAAAAUAUAAUUACCGAGAAUUUGAAAUAAUCUAUAAAUAUUUUAGUUAUAAAUGGGAGAUAAUAUACUCUCAGGUUUUGUUUAAAAUUUUUGUCACCAGAUAUAAUGUCUGGCAUGUCACUAUAAAAGACAUUAUUUCAUAACUGUAUCUUGUAUUAUUUCAUACUGUAGGUAGUCUUGACAGCAUCGGUUCUGAUACCAUUGCCAAAUUUAUCAGGAUGCCUGGACAAGUAGCUGUUAAAAGGUUUCCAUGAACAAGAGUAUUAGGGUUAAUUUAGUGCUUCUGCAUGGACACAUGUACCCAUCUGAUGACAAUAAAUAGCUGAUUUAACAAAACCAGACCACUCCAUACAUGACUUACAGUAUGAUAGUCCUAAACCAUUUCUUUCCCUAUACAAGAGAGGGAGGUAAACUGUCUAAAGCUUUGCUCACUAUACAAUGUUUUUCAUUAAGUAGAGCUAAGAUUUGCCUUUUAAUAAUUGGACUUCAAGAAGAAUGAUCUAAAAAUAUGCUUUCAAAAUUUAUUUUUUCCCUCCUUUAUUUAUGUUUUCAUGUGCCAUUUCAAUAAUAAAGGUAUAAAUAAAGGAAUAUACUGGUGUGUACAUUUUGCAGAGCAAUGGAUUUGUAUUUUCUCAUUUAAUCACAGCUGUUGUUUCUAUGGGACAUUAAUGUCAAGUCACCUGGAGGUUGAACAAUGCUUUAAAUGUACAGAAUCUGCUUGUAUUGGAGGUUUUUAAAAUUAUGUAGCUGACACAUUAAAUGUAUGUCAAUAAGUAAUUAGGAAGUCAUGUUAAAGCAGGGACAUCCUGUCGACCAAAAAAUAUUUUGUGUUACUAAAUCGAGAUAUCAAAGGAAAUGUCAAGUGAAUAUAUCAGUACACAAAUUUUAAGAGAUCUCCUACAUAAGCACUUGCCUCCAGUGAGCUUUCAUCUUGGAAUUCUGAACACUGCUGAUAUUGUGCUGCCUGACCCCAUUCUAGUUUAUAAUUUAUUCAUAUCCUUGUAGGAAAAGACCCAGUACAACUCAAACAAAAAAUUAAGCUUGGGGAGGAUGUGUAUGGGAUUUUAUACAAUUACUCACUUUAGACAAUCAUUUUUCCCCUAAUUGAAGAUGUCAAUACCCUUACCACAUUGAGGAACUUCAGGGCAUAGCAGUCUUGAAUGUUCAUACAUUAAUAUCAACUUUUCCCCUCUGUAGAUUAUGGAGGAAAGCUCAAUAGUAAUCACGUAUGGUAAAAAACUAGCCAUUCUACACAGACUUGCAGUUGUAUUAGCUGGGUCGAUUUUAAAGCUUUUGAUAUAAUUUCAGAAGUUAAAAGCUUUAUCUUCAGUAUUAUUAUAAUUUUGCAUUCCCUUUCCUUAGAUCCUGAAUACCAUAUCAAUAUACUAUAAGGCAGUUGCAGUUCAGUGGGUAUAAACACAAUGUUAUGUAUUUUUGGAUAUGUUGGAGAAUUUCACACAUGCACACAUAUACACAUUAUAUAUAUCUAUCUAUAUAUAUAUGUUUGAACAUUGAAAUUUAUAUAUAUAUGCAUGUAUAUCAUUGGCUUAUCCUUGGUCUAAUGAAAUGCAGAAUAAUAUGGACAAUUCUCCAGCUAUCUCCUUGUAUAGAGUAUAAGGCUGCAGAUUUAGAUAAGACAUAAAACUGUAUCAAGUAUUUUGAAGUGCACCUCAAUUCAUACUCAUAAAUAAGAAAUAAGGCAGAGAAAGCAUUAGUGAUUGUAUCGAUUACACUGUAAUAGCUAAAAAAACAA